This is a messenger RNA of Penicillium olsonii, 2442 nucleotides long. Lineage: Eukaryota; Fungi; Ascomycota; Eurotiomycetes; Eurotiales; Aspergillaceae. The record is from the annotation of a GenBank genome assembly.
AUGUAUACUUCCUUUAUCAAGCUCCUACCUUUGGUGGUCUGUGUCAAUGCACAACUACUAGAUAUCGCCGAUGUGGAUGAGUUAGUCAGUUCUGCUAUGCUCCCCUUCGAGCAGUACGUCUAUACUACUCCCGCAGAGAGUGCCAUACCCGUGGCCACUGUUUUAGCAGCCCCCGAAAAGGUCCAGGCUGCUGUCGUUGAAGCUGCAGCCGCAGACACCGCGUAUUGGCUGGCGGAUAUAGCCCAUCAAGGAACUGCGGCUUUCAACUCCAACCCUUCCGGAUAUAACGUGUUUCGCAAUGUCAAGGACUACGGCGCUAAAGGCGAUGGUGUGACCGACGAUACCGCGGCCAUUAAUGCAGCAAUCAGUGCUGGAGGGCGUUUCGGACCAGCGAGCAGACACACCUCUACCACGACACCGGCAAUUGUUUACUUCCCAUCUGGAACAUAUAUCAUCUCCACAUCGAUCAUUGAUUUCUAUUUCACCCAGCUUGUCGGCAAUGCAAAUGCCAUACCGGUUUUAAAGGCGACUGCAGGUUUUGUCGGUCUCGGCCUGAUUGAUGGCGACCAAUACCAGAGUGAUGGAAACCAGGGAUGGAUAUCAACCAAUGUUUUCUUCAGACAGAUUCGCAAUUUGAAACUGGACCUGACUGCUAUCCCUGCCGGUACCGCUGCUACCGGUAUCCAUUGGCCGACUGGCCAAGCUUCGAGCAUUCAGAAUGUCCAGAUUGCCAUGAGUGCCGCUUCUGGAACUCAGCACCAGGGAAUCUUUAUUGAGAACGGGUCCGGUGGUUGGAUGAGCGAUGUCACCAUCACCGGUGGCUUGUACGGAGCCAAUGUUGGCAAUCAGCAAUUCACAAUGCGCAACUUGGUCAUCUCAAAUGCAGUCACAGCCAUUUCCCAAAUAUGGAAUUGGGGCUGGACCUAUCAAAACUUAGUGAUCACCAACUGCCAGACGGCCAUCUCGAUAAACAAUGGUGGCGUUGGAAAUCAACUAGUUGGAUCCGUCAACAUUUUGGACAGCACCAUUCGUGAUUGCCCUACCUUUGUGACGACUGCCUGGCAGAGCUCGACAUACUCUACCGGAAGUAUGAUUUUGGAAAACAUCGCUCUGAGCAAUGUGCCAGUCGCAGUAAAGGGGGCAAGCGGUACUGUUCUCGCCGGGUCAACAGGCUCAUCUACCAUCGCUGCAUGGGGACAGGGUCAUAAGUAUACCCCUAACGGCCCCACGAAUUUCCAAGGCUCAUUCACCCCGCCAACACGCCCAAGCGCCUUGCUUGCUAGUGGGUCGACGAGAUAUUACACCAAGAGUAAGCCCCAAUACGCAGCGUCGCCGGUGGCCUCGUUUGUCAGCGUCAGAAGCGCUGGAGCCAGAGGAGAUGGCUCAACCGAUGAUACAACUGCCAUUCAAUCAGCCUUGACAUCUGCAGCGGCGGCGAAUAAAAUUCUUUUCUUCGACCAGGGAACGUACAAAGUCACCAGGACUCUGUAUGUUCCCCCGGGGUCUCGGAUUGUUGGUGAGGCUUACUCCGUGAUCAUGGCUACAGGAGGGACAUGGUCUAGCAUAACCAGACCAGUUCCCGUGAUUCAAAUCGGCCAACCGGGCCAAUCUGGAUCAAUUGAAUGGUCCGACAUGAUCGUCAGCACUGCAGGCUCUACACCUGGUGCCGUUCUAAUAGAAUGGAACCUGGCAGCAACAGUGGGAUCGGGUAUGUGGGAUGUCCACACCCGCAUCGGAGGCUUCCAAGGAUCCCAGCAACAGGUUGCGCAUUGCCCGACAACGGCGGCUGUAUCUGCGGCCUGCCAGGUUGCCUACAUGUCCAUGCACAUCACUACUUCGGCCAGCAACGUAUACUUGGAGAACGUUUGGCUCUGGACUGCCGACCAUGACCUUGAAAGCCCGACUGAUGCUCGGAUCUCGGUGUACUCGGGUCGCGGCCUUUUGGUGGAAGGGAAGAAUGUCUGGCUCUACGGCACGGGAUCGGAGCACCACUCACUAUAUCAAUACCAAUUCUCAGGCGCCAGCUCAAUCAUGGCUGGGUUUGUGCAGACGGAGACUCCAUACUACCAACCCAACCCGAAUGCAGCGAACGGUCCGUACCCUACCAACUCUACACUCAAAGACCCAGACUACAGUAGCUGUCUCGGCGGAAAUUGCAACUCGUUAGGACUUCGGGUGCUCAAUUCCAAGAACGUGAUCAUCUACGGCGCCGGCCUCUACAGCUUCUUUAACAACUACAGCACCACAUGCUCCACGUUCCCUGUACCCGAGAACUGCCAGAGUAUGAUCUUCAGUGUGGAGGGUUCUACGAGUGGAUUGGUAGUGUAUGGCUUGAACACCGUGGGAACGACAUACAUGAUUGUCAAGGAUGGUGUUGCGCUUGCCAAAGUCAGCGAUAACCUGGCGACAUAUGCGGCCACCAUCGCAUACUUCACCUUCUAA